AUGCGUGCCACCUGUUUACACAUUCUGCUAUCCUAAUACUUCUGAAGCCAUAAUAUUAGAAACAUAUAACUAAAAUUAACGUCACAAAUUCAUUAAUUUUGCAUAAACUCCUUGAUUGUUCUAUUAUCUUGCUACCAUGGGAGCAAUUUGAGCAAAUGUUAUCGUAUUUGACGACGUAAAAAUAGACGUUUCAUGAUGUGCUCCUUUCACGGGAAAUGUCAAUUUCAGCAAUAAUAGAUGUGUUAAUCCAAAUCCAUUCAAAUCAAGAGGACUACCUUAUUCUUUCAAAUAUAUGAGAAAAUUAUGGCUUAUAGCAAUCAUCAGAAGUCCAAAGCAAGAAAGCUCGCUAUAGAGACUCAACAAUAUUGUUAUGAACAUCUCCCUGACUGGUUAGAAUACAACUCUAGUGAUCGUGACUAUAUAAAACAUCAAAUUGGAUAUGCUCUUUUUGGAUGUCCUCAAAUUGAAGAAAGUAAAAACUCAACUACUCGUAAAGUUUCAACUGUAAAUAAUUAUCAGGGGAAUGACUUACUUGGCAGAAUAACAUAUGAUACAAAGUCGUGUAAAGUUAUUGAAAAAAUAUACCAACAAAUAAUUCAGCAUGGACGAAAUAUAAAUAACAAAUAUUAUCUGGGAAUUAUAUAUAAUGCACUAGUAUUAUCUCAAAAACCACAAAAGAAAGCGAAAGAAGCAGGUGACGAGUUGAAAGAGGAAGCAAAUCAGAUGUGCGUAGUACCAGUGUUUAAAAUUAAGAAAGAUUUGCGCACAGUAUGGUAUAUCGAUAAUGAAGGCAGAAUAUAUCAAAACUGGCAAGAUUAUCUGGAAAACAAUACGUUACCCAAGUGUACUAUGUUCUUACCCAAGGAUGGAGUUUAUCAAUGUAAUCCACACUGCAGAGUAAGUGAAUACUCUUCGCAAGUAUGGGUCCAAGAAUUGAACUCACCUGCUUGUGCAGUUAAAAAAUCAGUCCUCACAGCUCUCGAUGUUGCUGCCAACACAUUAUCAUUAGGUGCUGGCAUUGGAUUGGGUGUUGCUACUUUUAUGACACCAGUUGGACCAGCAUUAAUGACUGCAGGUCUUGUUGCUACUGGCAUAAGUGGAACAUGGAGCAUUGCCAGAGGCUCACAAAAAUUAAUCGAUUACUCAGCGCACAAACAAUCUAUCAGUCCUAUGAAUAAAAAUGCAUUUUCUGCAUGGCUGGAUGUGAGCAGCUCAGUAUUAGGAUUAGGGGCUAGCGGAGGUUCAGUACUUCUAUCUAAAACCGCAAAAACGGUUGCACAAGGCAAGAAUAUAAGCACUGUCGCUAAAAUAGCGCAUGAUUCAGUGGUAGUAAGCAAUUUAGCUGUUCGCGGAGUCGGUGUACUAUUCGAUGGUUAUUGUUUAAUCGACAAGUACAAGGAGGAGAAGAAAAUCGAUUUUGCUGAUGUGACCGUCUUUAUUUCUCACGUGUUAUUUUUCAGUAACACUGUGAUCAAUACUAAACUGGCUAACGAGCUCAUAGGAACAUGGAGGGGUACUAUUUUUGAAAAGUUUAAAAAUGCUUUACGUUUCAACCGUUUAAAAGAGGAGUUCAAAAGGUUCACAAACUUUAACAAGUCAAGUCAAAGCAAUUCAGAAGGUAUCACGUAUAGACUCAGAAAUGCUGUGAGCUCGGAAGACUUUUUGAAAGGUCUGAGCGGCACAAACUGGAAUCCAAAAUUGCAUAUAACGUAUGAGGGUGGCAAAGUUAUUCUGAAUAACAUAAAGUUGAUAGAUCCUAUGGUAUUUAUGGGACACAUGUUGACAAUUGGUUCAAUAGGAAUUAAUUUAAUACAGUCAGGUAUAUUGGAGGACAUAAAAGAUGCAGGCGACAGUGUAUUUCGUAAACUAAAAAUUGUUCUUAGUCGUUUACUACAAAAAUUCUUCUUGGACAAGUUAAAUACAGAAAAAUCUCUUGACGUUGAUAAUUUUGAUGAUAUGUUGACAGAAAUGAAACAUGUAACCAAUGCCAAAGAUAUUUUAAUCAAGGUCUUUAAGGUUUCCACGAUUGUACUAAGUCGUUGUAACAGUCCAGAACAAUUUUUACGCGAAAUGCUUUAUUUUUUGUGGACAUAUUGUAAAGUAACUUUAAAGGAGCAUGUUAGAAACAAUGACUGCAAUAACAGCAAUUCGACAAACGAUGCACUAGCUAAGAUUGUAACGUGUUUGUAUGACUAUGUUGAUGCGAUAGGUGAUGAUUUAUUCACUGCUUUUUAUACUUACAUAUCUAAUCGUGAAAGACCCCUAGAAUCUAAUUAUGACUAUUAUUAAACUAUGUACAUAUUAAUUUAGAAACAUGGAAUCAUGUAUUAGAAAAAUAUUUUGAAAUGUAUAACAAUUAAAAUAAUUUAAACAUAUUGUAAGGAAACUAGAAGACUGUCCAAGAUGUAUUUUUACAUUUGCUAACUGUAGAUAUUGUUUGUUGAAUAAAGACAUUACGUUGCACAGAAAUGAAGGCAUUCAUUUAUUUUUCGUUUCUCCCAAAUAUUUUGGAUACAUCUCACACAAAUAUAUACAGACGAUACUGAGCACAUUUACAAUUUCUUUCUUUCUGAAUCAUUGGUCACGUUUAUAAAGACACAUCCACAAAGCUAGCGUUACACAAUAGUCGUCGAUUAAAAGAGUGUGACGACCCGUGAGUAUCGUGGUGCGUUUUCUCGAAAAUAAAUUAGACCUAAACUAAUUUACCCGAAUAAAUAAGGAUAAUAGAAUCGCUUGGAGAGUAUUGAUUCAUCGUUUGUCCUUUGGCAAACGACGAUAAUACUGACCCACCAAUUAAAAACGUACGGUUUCGACCGAAAUAAUUUAUCAACGUUAUUUAUAAAUACGAAGUGAAAUCCAUAGCUAUAAAUACAUAAUAUAGUUUCAAUUUUUAUCUACAAAAAUGUCGUCCAUGAGUACUUAGGUACACGAGCGUUCAAAUUGUAGUAAUUCAUUUAAUAUUUCGUCGUACAGGCAUGACCAAGGUAUAAUUUUAUAGGGGAGAAGGGGUUACAAUUCCCUACAGCACAGAAAAUACUAAACCCCAAAUUUUUAAAUUCCUCAAUUUCCUACUAAGUCUUAAAAUUUCUAAAUAUUACCAAUCUUCCAAAUUUCUAGAUUUCUAAAUUUGAAAAUACAAUUGGUCAGUAAAAUGAUACAAUUAGUAGGGUUACUUGGUGACGCCUGUGGACCAUAACACUCUUAUCGUCAAUAAUUUAUAAUAAUUAAUAAUCAAUAUCACGUACACGGCUGUAUAAACGCGUUAAUCUUUCUCCUUAAAUAGUUCGCUAGCUUUCUUAACAAUGAUUAAUAAUUAAUAACAGCUUUAAUGAAAUUCAUUGAAAACUGUCUCUGGUCUAACGUGACGAUUACAAUCGCAUAAACAGGAAAAUUUCUCCGUGUGCGUUCGAAGAAAGAAAAAUACAAUAUUUCUGGCGUUACUGUUGCACUCUCCACGUGGUUUAUGUACAAAUAUAUCACGAACGUAGAAAAACACGAUAACGAAAGGUGCAGAGAAAAAAUAGAGAAGCUUCAUCGAGAUCGGAGCUUGAUUAUUACGCGUGUGCGAUUAGAAAAAAGGGUAAACGCAGAAUGUAUACGUAUAUUUUAAUUUCAUUUCUUAUGUUUAAAACUAAUCUCGUAACUUGGUCGUCGACUUUAUCGUUCAUAGAGAUUUCGUCGAUCGUUUUCCGCUUUACCGCGAUUAUUCUCGAGAUACAAUUACUGGAAUGUACGAGUAUGGUUCGAGAAGUUAGAACGCGGAUUAGGAAGCCCAUCAAGCUUCUCUCGGUUGGCAAUAUUUCAAUAAACGGAUGCGAAUAUCACGUUUAUAAUCGUCAGUCUGUUGUCUUUUGUUAUGCGGAUUAUCUUAGAGUGUAACAUUCAGAAUAGUCUUUUGUUGAACACUGGAAAUCCGGUUUAGGUACAGCUUUUUGCGGAUUCUUAUUACAGCAAAUUUCAUGAAUUUAACCCUUUCAAUAACUCUAAUAUUAGUCAAAUGUUUUGUGCAAUUUAGACUUCUAGUUUAGGUUAGGUUAGCUUCUGGUUUAGGGAAAGUAGUUUAAAUAAUUCUAGAGCUAACUUGGAGAAAAUUUGAUAAAAAUAUGGAACCUGGAGAGAUCUCUGAAAAAACUUAGAGGAAAGUCUAAGUAAAACACGAGAGCAUAACGGAUAGAUCUAAAGCUUGGAAGAGCUCAAAACUUAACGUAGAAUCUCACAAAUGAAGUUACAUAUAAAGUGUAGAAAAAGCUUUUACAUAUUAAUAUAAUAUGUAGAAAAAGUUUUUAUAUAUGGACUAUUUAUUUUGAAAGUGGUGUAAAGCCAUUUGCAUGAAUAUACAUUUUAGUUAAAUCAUCUAAAACAAAUUUGUAUAUUCAAAUUACAUAUUGAUCAAUCAGUAAAAAAAUUGCUGAAUUGCCAGUCU
Messenger RNA from Megachile rotundata (alfalfa leafcutting bee), 4423 nucleotides. RefSeq lists its product as uncharacterized. NCBI's taxonomy places the organism in Eukaryota, Metazoa, Arthropoda, Insecta, Hymenoptera, Megachilidae. The record is from RefSeq and is a predicted model, not a curated record.